AUGGGUGAGACUGUAUCGGAUACCAAAAUGUUGCAUGAUAACAACACCUUCUAUUCCUCUAUUGAAGAAGAAUUGGUCAAUUUGAAAGGUCAGCUAUGGUCUCAAUGGGAUCAAUUAAUUGGCAACAGUAACAAAGGGAACAACGAUGUAUCUAUUGUCAAUGAAGUGGAUAAUGAGACCCUGUCUCUCAUUAAUAAAAAUACCCUCACGUUUGAGUCCCUUAUUGAAACUCUAAUAGUCGCAUUCAAUCAAUCUAAUAUAUCCUCUUUGACUCUGUCUUGGGAAAGGAGCCCCUCCUUUAAAAAAUAUGAUAAAUUGUCGUUGACCAAAAAUGGUUUAAGUCCAAGUGAUACAAUGAUAUCUGGUUUACGUGAUAUAGAUUCAAACAAUUCUAACCCCCUCAGUUUAGAAGAUUCAUAUUUCAAGAUUUUGAGCCAUAUCAAUUGGUUGCAUGGUUACAAAUUACAACUGAAACAAACCAUCUUGUCGAUCCGUGAUGGGAAUCUCGACCAACUUACCAAGUUAACGCACAAUUCCGUUGAAUCACCACCACUACCACUAUCAUUACUACGACCAUCGCCAUCAUCAUUAUCAUCAUCAUCACCACAGAAACCUGAAUAUUACACAGAGAGCAAUAAACAAUCAACAAGAGACCAAUUAUUGAAUAAGACCCAGCAACUGACAAACAAUCUAAUUAAAUCCAACACUCUAUUGCAGUCAAGUAUCCUGCAGAGUGAUCUAAAUUUAGAUAAUUUGAAGCAACAGACCCAGUCCUUGAACCAGAUCCAGGAUAAAUAUUCACAGUUGGAAACCGUCUUCAAUAAGACCAAUAGAUUGGUCAAAUCUUUGGAGACAGCAUCCAACCAAGAGAAAAGAGACGUUUAUAUUUCCCUAGGUUUUCUGGCCCUGGUUAUCUCGUGGGUGGUCUGGAGACGUAUUUUUAAAGGUCCAACAAAAUUGUUUCUUUGGCUUUUAUUCAAAUUUUUCAAAGGUAUCUUAGUCUCCGUCGGUGUUGUGCAAAAGUUUACAAGUAAAGAUAAUAUUCUUACAGUUCCAAAUGCAAUAACAGAUGCUAUAAUGACUACUGGAGCAAGUUUAACUAAUUCUAAUACAGCAACGGAUAUUACUGCGUCUCUUGAACAGGCCGUAGAUGAUGCAAUUAAUCGGAUCCUUUUACAUGACGAAUUGUGA
Messenger RNA from Arxiozyma heterogenica, 1191 nucleotides. RefSeq names its product Sec20p (gene SEC20). Gene Ontology annotation, cellular component: SNARE complex; endoplasmic reticulum. The record is from RefSeq and is a predicted model, not a curated record. The transcript has a single exon. The coding region runs from base 1 to 1191 and encodes 396 amino acids. Gene Ontology annotation, molecular function: SNAP receptor activity. Gene Ontology annotation, biological process: retrograde vesicle-mediated transport, Golgi to endoplasmic reticulum. NCBI's taxonomy places the organism in Eukaryota, Fungi, Ascomycota, Saccharomycetes, Saccharomycetales, Saccharomycetaceae.